Messenger RNA from Suillus clintonianus, 1584 nucleotides. RefSeq lists its product as uncharacterized. Bases 1 to 1584 code for a protein of 527 amino acids. NCBI's taxonomy places the organism in Eukaryota, Fungi, Basidiomycota, Agaricomycetes, Boletales, Suillaceae. Gene Ontology annotation, biological process: ketone body catabolic process. The record is from RefSeq and is a predicted model, not a curated record. Gene Ontology annotation, molecular function: succinyl-CoA:3-oxo-acid CoA-transferase activity. The transcript is spliced from 11 exons.
AUGUUGGCAGCACGCGUGUCGAGAUCGACGCUCAUCCCAGUUCCUUUCAAGCCCUGUACAACCAUCUUCCUCAGAGCGAGAUGGUCCAGUACCCACGCAGAGGUUCCGCUACAAAACAAGUCGAAGGUGUGGGGGUCUCCCGACGAGGCCGUUAAAGAUGUGAAGUCAGGAGAUGUACUUUUAUGUGGUGGUUUUGGUUUGGCUGGUGUGCCAGACACUCUUCUUUCCGCUUUGGUCAAACGCAAGGAAGUCACAAAAUUAACAGCGGUGUCCAAUAACGCUGGCGCAGGUGACUCUGGACUUGGAAAGCUGUUCAACAGCAAACAGAUUGACAAGAUUGUUGCAUCAUACCCUGGCGGAAACAAAGCCUUUGAGGCUCUAUACCUUAAGGGCGAGGUGUCUUUAGAACUAUGCCCCCAAGGUACACUCAUCGAACGUCUCCGUGCCCAUGCUGCUGGUAUCCCGGCCUUCUUCACCCCUACCGGAGCAUCAACAGCAGUAGAAGAUGGUUCCAUCCCAGUGCGAUACAACGAAGGAGGAUUUGCUAAUGGAGUCAAGAUACCAGGUAUCAAGAAAGAGAUGCGAGAAUUUGGAGGUCGUAAGUACAUCAUGGAACCGGCCAUUGCUGGCGAUGUGGCUUUCGUUCGUGCAUGGAAAGUCGAUGAGGUUGGCAACUGCGUUUUCCGGUACACUCAGCAGAAUUUUAGCACAGUCAUGGCGAAGAAUGCAAAACUCACGAUAGUGGAGGCGGACCAAAUUGUGCCUACUGGUUCUCUUUCACCAAACGCCAUUCAUGUUCCUGGUAUUUACGUCGACCGGGUUGUUCAGGCGACCGCGCCAAAACAGAUAGAACAUAUCAAGCUUGCGCCAAGCCCAUCAUCUUCCGGUGAACAGUCCACUCUUACUCCUGAGAAAGAAUUCGCACAGAAGAUGCGACAUCGUACUGCAAAACGCGCCGCCAAAGAGCUCAAGGAUGGAUUCUACGUAAACCUCGGUAUUGGCAUACCUACUCUCAUUCCUGCGUACCUCGAGCCCGGUGUGAGUGUUUGGCUGCAAAGCGAGAAUGGCAUCCUCGGUAUGGGGCCAUACCCUACGGCAGAGCAAGUGGAUCCGGAUCUCAUCAAUGCGGGCAAAGAGACUGUGACUUUGCUGCCGGGCGCCUCAGUCUUUGACUCGAGUGAAUCAUUCGCUAUGAUCCGCGGUGGUCAUGUCGAUCUUUCCAUUCUCGGCGCUAUGCAAGUAUCGCAAGCAGGCGACAUUGCUAACUUUAUGAUUCCUGGAAAAUUGGUCAAAGGUAUCGGAGGAGCUAUGGACCUGGUGUCUAACCCUGACCAGACAAAGGUCAUAGUUGUCAUGGAGCACUGCGCAAAGGACGGCAGUCCAAAGAUUUUGAAGGAAUGCACUCUUCCGCUCACCGGUGCCCGUACUGUUAGCCAAAUCAUCACGGAGUUGGCCGUUUUCGACGUUGACAGGAAGAACGGUCACCUUGAGCUUGUUGAACUCCAAGAGGGCGUAACUCUUGAUGAAGUCAAAGCGAAGACCGGCUGCGAUUUCAAGGUACGGAGUGACCUGAGCAAGCUUUGA